AGUAUUCGGACCCAGCACAACUCCGCCCGCGCCGGCGGCGGCGUCCGAGAAAUACAUGGGGCACCGGCACGACGGAACAGCGGCGAGGACCGAGGACCCGGCGGCGUUUAAGUGCCUGCCACCCGCUCGCACGCCUCUCGACGCGAACAACCCGAUCUCUUCACGCGAUCGUGUUCCGCACGCCGCCGCCGCUAAUGCCUACCAUGAGCAAGCUCGCCGCCGCCGGCGGGGGGCCGCCAGGCUGGGCCGACCUCCCGCGCGACCUCCUCGUGUCCGUCCUCGACCGCCUCCCCGUGCCGGACCGCCUCCGCUUCCCCGCCGUCUGCGCCGCGUGGCAGUCGGCCGCGGCCGCUGCCGGCAGCGCCGCCGCGCCGCUGUCCCCGUGGCUCAUGCUCCCCUUCAACCCGACCGCGCGGAGAGGCGGUGGCGACGCCAGGUUCUCGGAGGCGCGGUUCCUGAGCCUGGCGGAGGGCAGGGCGUACGCCAUCCGGCAGCCGGCGCCCGCCGCCUCGGACCGCGUCUGCGUCGGCUCGUCGCCCGACGGGUGGCUCGUCACCGCCGACGCCUGCUCGGAGCUGCAGCUCCUGAACCCGGUCACCGGCGCGCAGGUCCGGCUGCCGUCCGUCGCCACGCUCCCGUUCGUCGGCGCCAGCCACGGCGCGGACGGCCGCGUCGUGAGCUACGACCUCCGGUGCUGCUUCGCCGACGAGGGCGGCUGCGACGGCGAGGUGCUGAUACCGCCGGAGACGCUCGCGCCGGACAGGCUCCGGUACGAGGUCUACGAGAAGGCCGUCCUCGUGGCCGCGCCGCGGAGGAUCGCGCCGUCGGGGUGCUGGGGCGGCUACGCCGUGCUGCUCAUCUGCCAGCCCCUGUCCCGUCUCGCCGUCGCCCGGGCAGGGGACACGGAGUGGACUCUGCUCGGCACGCCGGCGCGCUGCUGGGUCGACGCCGCCGUGCGCGCGUCCUCCGAGGACGGAGCCGACGGGCGGCAGCGUCGUCAAGCGGUGUACACGAUGGACGCCGCGGGGUGCGUCGAGGCGUGGGACAUGGACGCGACGCCGGCGGCGGCGUCCCGGGCGAUCGCGCCGCCGUGCUGCUGCUCUGCCCGCGCGUGCGCCAUGUCGGCGGCGAGCCGCAGGUACCUCGUGGAGCUCGCGCCGGGGCACCUGCUCCAGGUGCACCGGCUGUGCGGCGCGGCGCACGCGCGGCACACCUGGGAGCCCCGGCCGGAGCGCGUCGAGUACACGACCACCGGCGUCGAGCUCUUCGAGUGGAAGGCCGGCGCCGCCGCUGAAGCACGGGACCACGACCACCUUCCCCGGUGGACGCGGGUGGACGGCAAGAGCAGCAGCCGCGUCCUGGGCGGGCGCGCGCUGUUCCUGGGGAAGAACACGUCGCUGUGCGUCCCCGUGGACGGCGGCGGCGGCGGGUUGAGGGGCAACUGCGUGUACUUCACCGACGACGGGCCGUGGUCGCACGAGCGGUGCCACGAGGUGGCGCCGGACGUCGGCGUGCUGGAUCUCGCCGUCGGGAGCUACCGGCCGCCGCCGGGCGGCGCGGCGCGGGACCUGCUCUGGAAGUGGCCGCCCCCGGUGUGGGUGUUCCCUUCGCUCGCCGACUGAUCGACGACCCGAUCCCAAUCUUGGAAGGUUCCAUGACAAAUCCAUUUUUUUUUCAAUCAGCUUCCGUGGUUCAGGAACAGCGGCUCAGCCUGUCGUUGACCUGCUGCUACCUGUGUGCGUGCGUAUGACAGCUGGUGUGCUUGUAAAAAUGGUGAGUUGAAUAAGAAGGCGUGUGAGUGACAGAGGGCAACCUCUCGUUGACCUCGUGCAGCGACAUGCUGCUGGCCGUAGAAAAUCGGUCAAGCUCAUUCUGUACUUCCCUUUCCCUGCAGAAAAAUAGAUACAAAGCAAUAGAAGAGUA
Messenger RNA from Panicum virgatum (switchgrass), 1923 nucleotides. RefSeq lists its product as uncharacterized. The record is from RefSeq and is a predicted model, not a curated record. NCBI's taxonomy places the organism in Eukaryota, Viridiplantae, Streptophyta, Magnoliopsida, Poales, Poaceae. Bases 195 to 1622 code for a protein of 475 amino acids. Gene Ontology annotation, molecular function: protein binding. The transcript has a single exon.